UCAGACCCUGGUGCAGGGUCCUCUCACUCCCACUCUGCUCACCAGCUCUCCAAGGUAAGAAACACACAGACCUCGUCCUUCGCACGUGCACUCCUUUGCCUGGUCCUUGGCCAAGGGUUAAUUCACACAGGAAAUGGCGUCCAAGCAACGAGCGGGCUACAAGUGUCGCAUAGCAGGCGUGCUGCUGCUGCUGCUGGCCAGCGUUGCCGCCCUGGUCGCUGUUGCCGUCAUCCAGGACACCUGGGCGUUUAAAGAGUACGGCCUCGAGUACGGGAUAGUGAUAGACUCGGGCUCGUCCCGCUCCAACGUGUACCUCUACGAGUGGCCCGGGGAGAAGGAGAAUGAAACAGGAAUCGUAACGGAGACACUGAACUGUAAAGUUGCUGGCGACGGGAUCUCCGAGAUGAGGGUUGACCCCGACAAAGAUGCCGAAUCAUGGAAAGGAUUCCAGCACUGCAUCGACAAGGUCACCGAGGCCGUCCCCGCUGAAAAACACAAGACCACGCCCCUCUUUCUCGGAGCGACGGCCGGCAUGAGACUGCUGCAUGAGGAGAAUAAACAGAGGUCCAAUGAAAUCAUGGCAAGUCUCAGUGAAUACCUGAGUUCCUUGCCCUUCGACUUCCACAAUGUCUCCAUCAUUACCGGUCAAGAAGAAGGGCUGUACGGGUGGAUCACUGUCAACUACCUCAUGGGAAACUUCCUGGAGAAGAACCUGUGGAACACGCAUGUGCACCCAGAAGGGGGGGAGACAGUGGGAUCCAUGGACCUCGGCGGCGCGUCAACUCAGAUCGCCUUCGCAGUCCAGGAUGAGCUCAAGGGGCCCGACUACAUGCACGUCAAACUGUACGGAUACCCGUAUAACGUGUACACUCACAGUUUCCUCUGCUAUGGCAAAAAUGAGGCUGAGAAGAGGGUUCUGGACAAGAUAGUGCAGGAAUCCCCCGACCCAGCAUACAUUCUGAACCCCUGCUACCCGGAAGGUUUCAACAUCACCAUGAAGGCCUCAUCCAUCUACAACACAGAGUGCACAAAGGCGCCGGCAAACCACGACCCGGAUCGAGACCUGUUCAUGGUGGGAGCGCCCGACUCAGACAAGUGUGGGAGCGUAGUGAAGUCAAUAUUUGAUUUCCAGACUUGCGCAUCAGCCCAGUGCUCGUUCAACGGGGUCGAGCAGCCUCCAGUCAGCGGAGGGUUUAUGGCAUACGCUGGAUUCUUUUACACUGCCAGGGCACUGCUGCUGAACGGCAUGUCUGAUAUGGAUCAAUUCAACUCGUCAGUUGGGAAGUUUUGCCGUACACAUUGGUCUGUGCUGAAGAAAGAAAAGAUAUGGAUCUCCGACAAAUACCUCAAGACCUACUGUUUCGGAGCUCACUACGUCUUCACUUUGCUGGCAGACGGCUACAAGUUUGACCGAGAGACGUGGAAAGGCAUUAGGUUUGAAAAGGAGGUGAAGGACACCAGCGUGGGCUGGAGUCUGGGCUACAUGCUGAGCAUGUCCAACAUGAUCCCGUCCGGCGUGAAACACAUCACCCCCAUGACAAACUCGGUCUUCGCCGGCCUCAUCUUUCUGUUCUCCGCACUCACCAUUGUGCUGCUCGUCGCGGCUUUCAUCUUCCUCAUCCGCACAUGCUACUGAGAGCGUACAGCGCGUCACCAAAGGAAGCCAAUCUGCCGUCAGAAGCCUUGGGGGCCGCGGCGAUCCAGUGAGUAACUGGAGCGUCCUACAGUUGCUAAGAAAAGUGUGUGUGUGUGUGUGGGGGGGGGGGGGGGGGGGGUUAAUUUUUAAAACACAGUUAAUUUUUGUACCUCAGGGAAACUAAAACACAUUAAGUGAACAAGCCGUCUUUUUCAAACUGCACCAAAGGGAAAUAUCGGUGUUUCCCAGGUAAAGGGCCGAAACAGUUGCCUGGACGACGCACACAUUAGCCCCCCGGGUAUAUGUCCCCGUUCCUCUUGCACGUUGUGUAAUCUCAAAAUUUCAUAAUGUUAAAAUGAGAUUAUGUACAGUUAUGUGCAGUGCGUCGUCACAUGCACACAUGGAGCCCCUCAGGCACGAGCAUGACAUAUUCCCUCUGCUAACCACUGUAUUAUGUUCCUGUACUAUACAUGUAAUCGCAAUGAAUGCAUUUUGCCUUACCUGCUUUAUUGUCUUAUUUUAUACAGUGUAUCUGAACCUAUAACUGCACAACAAAUCUGAAUGAAAACCUGCCCAAUAAAUAGUGAAUGUGCAAUUUGCCGUUGUUUUCUUAGGAUCUUGCAAACUAAACACAUGUUACGUACAGUCAUAUUACCGUAUGCAGUCUAUUUGCAAACAAUUAAACGAUUACAUCAUA
This is a messenger RNA of Scophthalmus maximus (turbot), 2333 nucleotides long. RefSeq names its product ectonucleoside triphosphate diphosphohydrolase 3 (gene entpd3). The coding region runs from base 134 to 1636 and encodes 500 amino acids. The record is from RefSeq and is a predicted model, not a curated record. The transcript is spliced from 10 exons. Lineage: Eukaryota; Metazoa; Chordata; Actinopteri; Pleuronectiformes; Scophthalmidae. Gene Ontology annotation, biological process: nucleoside diphosphate catabolic process. Gene Ontology annotation, cellular component: plasma membrane. Gene Ontology annotation, molecular function: UDP phosphatase activity; GDP phosphatase activity.